Diaporthe citri is the source of this 1833-nucleotide messenger RNA. RefSeq lists its product as uncharacterized. Lineage: Eukaryota; Fungi; Ascomycota; Sordariomycetes; Diaporthales; Diaporthaceae. The record is from RefSeq and is a predicted model, not a curated record. Bases 1 to 1833 code for a protein of 610 amino acids. Gene Ontology annotation, molecular function: alpha-tubulin binding. Gene Ontology annotation, biological process: protein folding. The transcript has 3 exons.
AUGCCUGCGAGCCCUGAUUUUCAAGUCGGCCAGCGCCUUUCCUACGAUGGCGCCCUCUGCACCGUUCGGUACAUCGGCCAGGUGAGCGGCACCGCUGGAGACUGGCUUGGCGUUGAAUGGGACGACCCGUCCAGGGGCAAACACGAUGGCUCACACAAGGACGUAAGAUACUUCACAUGCCUCUCCAAGUCCCCAAAGGCCGCCUCUUUCGUCCGCCCCACGAGGACAGCAGAUGAGCCGCGGACCUUCCUGGAGGCCCUUCAUGAAAAGUACGCCCCAGCCGCCGCCGCGGACCAGGCGCAGGCGUCGUCCGGCCAGCAGAUCGUCAUAUCUGGCAAGGUCGCCGAGGAGAUCGGCUUCGACAAGAUCCGCAGACAGCAGGCGCAGCUGAGCGAGCUCAAGAUUGUCAUCCUCGACAGCCUGCGCGUCUCCUCAGCGUCUGCGCCCGGCGAGCAGCCCAUCUCGGAGGCCUGUCCCAAGGUCGUCGAGCUGGACGUCAGCCGCAGCUUGGUUGUCGAUUUCCGGGAGAUCGUCGAUGUGUGCUCGCAGCUCAAAGCGUUGCGCCGCCUGGGACUCAAUGGAAACCGAUAUGAGGAAUCAUUGCUCGCAGGCCUUCACGUAGAAUCAGCACGGGAAGCUUUCAAAUCUGUGAAAGAGCUUGCGCUCGAUGAGACCCUCCUGGGCUGGGAUAGCAUGUGCCACAUAUCUCACUGCUUCCCGUCUCUGGCAACUCUGCACGCCAGCACCAACCAAUUGUCCCGGCUCUCACCUUUCGGCGCCACUACGGCUACGGAGACACUGACUACGCUCUAUCUCGAAUUCAAUGACUUCACAGCACUCAGCGACCUGGCUUGUCUUGGCCAAUUGCCUUCGCUGAAGAACCUGCAUCUCAAGGGAAACAAUAUCUCCACCGUCACCGCCGAUGCAUCCAAAGACACACCAGUCUUCAGUCACACGCUCACCCACCUCGACAUCUCAUACAACAAGAUCAGCAGCUGGUCCUUCGUCGACGCCCUCCCGGACUCCUUUCCUGGCCUGAACUCCCUCCGUCUAGCCCACAAUCCCGUAUACGAAGACCCGGGUUUCGACAAGUCCAGCGCCCCAGCCUCAGCCGUCGGCACAGCAGGGUCCAAGGCCACCGUGACGGAGGAGGCCUAUAUGAUCACCGUUGCGCGGCUGGCCUGCCUGCAGACCCUGAACUUCAGUGCCGUCACACCCACGGACCGCACCAACGCUGAGAUGUUCUACUUGUCCCGGAUCGGCCGGCAGCUCGCGUCCGUGCCAGACAGCCCCGAGGCUGAGGCGGCGGUCACCGCCCAGCAUAGGAGGUAUGCGGAGCUGUGCGAGCUUUACGAUGAGCCUGUCGUUGUGCGGAGGAAGGAGGUCAAUCCCGCAUUCCUGGAAGCGAGGCUUGUCAAUGUUGCUUUCCGGUUUCGUGAGUCAUCGCGAGGUGUGGGAGAGGGAGGCGGUGUGAAGGCGGUGGAGAAGCAUGCGCAGAUACCCAAGACGUUUGACAUCUACGCCGUGAAGGGUAUUGCAGGCAGACUGUUUGGGCAUGAACCGCUCAAGCUCCGACUAAUCUGGGAGACGGGCGAGUGGGACCCCGUGGCGGGCUUCGAUGACGCUGGUGACAGCAGUGAUGAAGAAGAUCAAGAUGUAGCCGGAGAGCGGGAGGCUUUGGAUCGUGCCCGGGAUGCCCAGGAUGUACCUACACGGCUGGACAGCAAGACUGGCCGGUGGAUCAAACGGGAGGAGGAGCUCAGAGACUCCCCUAGACAGUUCGGCUUCUGCGUUGACGGACUAGAUGUUACAAUCAGAGUAGAGCCAAGAUAG